UGCCACCAGCUGUGCGCAAGACGAACAAAGUGGCUGGGAGUUGAACUGUUUAGCCUGAAUGUCGGGCUAUGAUCUGAAGGAUAACAUUGCAUAAAGAAUCAAUAAGAAGGCGGACGAGGAGCGUGGUGACUGGUGCAUUGACAUCAUGAAUGUGGGCACGGCGCACAGCGAGGUGAACCCCAACACGCAGGUGAUGAACAGCCGGGGCAUCUGGCUCUCCUACCUCCUGGGCAUCGGCCUGUUGCACGUCGUCCUGCUCAGCAUCCCCUUCGCUAGCGUACCCGUGGUCUGGACCCUCACCAACCUCAUACACAACCUGUGCAUGUACCUGUUGUUACACUUGGUGAAAGGAACUCCGUUUGAGACUCCCGAUCAGAGCAAGGCUCGCUUCUACACAUACUGGGAGCAGAUGGACUAUGGUGUCCAGUUCACUGCCUCACGCAAGUUCCUCACCAUCACCCCCAUCGUCCUCUACAUCCUCACCAGCUUCUACACCAAAUAUGACCGGGCCCACUUUGUGGUCAACACAGUCUCCCUGAUGACUGUGCUCAUUCCCAAGCUCCCCCAGCUUCACGGAGUCCGGAUCUUUGGGAUUAACAAGUACUGAUGGGGCGGAAAGGGACACUGCCAUUCCACCAUCUUCCCGUGGACUGUGAACACCGAGUAUCAGGCCCCUUGCUUUGGCCCCCAGCCCAUAGGGAUGCAUGGUCCCUCUCUGUCUCCCAGUGCUAUUUGAGCACUCCGCUAAAUGAAGCCUAUGGGGGAUACACAACACAAAACUGUAACACAGAGGCAGAAUUGAUUUACUUUAACUGUACAGGGCCUGGCUGGUGUUCCCAGCCAAGCCCUGUGGCGUUUAUUUGUGGCGUUUAUUUGUGGUUCCCUUUAUGUCAGAGUUGUUUGAAUUCACAGAGAACACUGCAAGUGAAGCCUUUGAGGACAUGCAGUAGUAUGAGAUGUUUUGAGAUUGAGUUACAAUGUGGAGAGGAGAAACCUCUGAACAGUUUGGUCCUGAGAGAAAUGAGACGGAAACAUUUUGCACCCAGGGGGACAUUUUAAAAGUUAAGGCACUCUGCUAGGGACGAUGCCCUCUAGAAUUAUAACUCUACCUUUCUUUAGCAUAUUUUCCUCAUAAGGCACAUCUUCUCUUUCUCUCGUAAGAAAGGACAGAUAAAUAGAGGGUGGGUUAGCUAGGGAGUUGCUCUGACUAUCACAGUGGUCAGACAAGAGGGAACAACAGAAUUACGGUUUGUGCUGUUUGUGCCAUCAUUAUGUGAACAAAAUUUGCAUCUGCACUGUUCUUCAAGUAAAUGUGUUUUUGUAGAAUUUUCUGUGUAAAUUGUUAAAAGUAGUCCUUGUGCAUAGAGUUGUAAGGUUUGUUUAACGCUGCAAUCAUUGUUUUUCAUACAUUUUAAAGUGAUACUGUGGAAUUGCCCCUUAGGCUAAUGCACAAUAAGUUCAGGACUAUUGUGAAUACAUUUUACAAAGUAAAACCUAUAACGAUGAGGGUUCAAGUUUUUGUUUUGUUAAGAGUAGGCCUACAUGGAAAAACCUCACUUUUUCUAUGGUUACUAAGGGCAAGCAAGCAAACCUUUUAUUUCUUGUCAGUGAAUACCUGUACAUGAUAGGCCUUGACUUGGAGAGGUAUUCUUUGUUUACAAGUCAGUAUUUAAUGUAGGUCCAAGUCCAACCAUACAGAAUACUAUGCUUAGCUUUGGUAUUUGAUUUCAGUGAAUGAGGGUCGUAACUUAAGUAGGUGUACCAAUAUUGUUCAUAUACAUAGCUACUGUAUACCUGAAUACAGUUGGGAAAUUCCUGACAAAUCUACAGUAGCUAGCAAUAUUAACAUAACAUAUGUUGAAGUUACGCCUUUAUCAGUAUUUUGUCUUGGUGUAUAAAACAUAUCCAGGCCUUGAAGUCCUCUUAUCUUCAAAGAACUCUUCUCACAUUUUAAGUUGUUGAGCAGAAAACAUCCAUUAUGGAAGGUUUGGUGGGGGUUAUUGCCUCUAGUCUAAAUUUGAGUUUUAAGGAGUGUUUAGCUGAAAACAUGUUCGCUUUUGCAGAGACAAAUCUAUUUGUUACAUACUAUAAUAGUAUAAUGUUUAUUGAACAACAAAACAGUUAAAAAUAAGUUGGCUCAGUUGCUGAGAUAUGGACGUUGCCAAUUGGUUUAGAAUCUAGAUCUUGUUGGUAUUAGCAAGCCUUAACAGCAUACUAUUACGACUAGUGUUGAGGUUGAACACUUAGGCCUGUGCUGUCUUUCAACUCCUACUUGGUACAAAACUAGUCAUACAACUCUAGACAGUAAUCAAUGGGUAUUGCAACCCGAAAGGUUUCCCUUCACUGGAACUAAGGGGCCAUGAAAAACAGCCCCAGACAUUCAUUCCUCCUCCACCAAACUUUACAGUUGGCACUAUGCAUUGGGGCAGGUAGCGUUCUCCUGGCAUCUGUCAAACCCAGAUUCGUCCGACGGACUGCCAGAGGGUGAAGCGGGAUUAAUCACUCCAGGGAACGCAUUUCCACUGCUCCAGAGUCCAAUGGCGGCGAGCUUUACACCACUCCAGCUGACGCUUGGCAUUGCGCA
Molecule: messenger RNA, 2584 nt
Organism: Coregonus clupeaformis (lake whitefish)
Lineage: Eukaryota; Metazoa; Chordata; Actinopteri; Salmoniformes; Salmonidae
Product: ORM1-like protein 3
Exons: 4
Coding region: 146-607 (153 amino acids)
Biological process (GO): ceramide metabolic process; negative regulation of ceramide biosynthetic process; intracellular sphingolipid homeostasis
Cellular component (GO): endoplasmic reticulum membrane
Source: RefSeq, a predicted model, not a curated record